Gavialis gangeticus (Gharial) is the source of this 553-nucleotide messenger RNA. It is a transcript of the gene TEX12, whose product is annotated as testis expressed 12. Lineage: Eukaryota; Metazoa; Chordata; Crocodylia; Gavialidae. The coding region runs from base 93 to 461 and encodes 122 amino acids. The transcript is spliced from 4 exons. The record is from RefSeq and is a predicted model, not a curated record.
UAUGGCAUUAGACAGCUCCCUCACCUACGUUACAUGCUGAGUUAUGUUUCCAGAGAAAACAUCACUUACCGAACAUUUCUUAGCAGGGAACAAUGACAAGUAACGCAGGAACGUCUGAAGAGAGCAGCAGUAAACGCAGAAAGGAGAUGGAUAAGGAAACAUCAGGAAGUCCUCAGUUAUCCUGCCUUGAAAAACCAGACCCAGCUCUUUCUGAGAGUUCUCAUUCACUUUACAAAGCAGAUGUGCUGGAAAAGGUUUUAAAUGACAUGGGGAAGGAAAUCAAUAGCCUGUUGUCAAAAUACGCCCACAUUUUAAGUGAGAGAGCAGCGAUGGAUGCUUCAUACGUACAAGAGCUUGAUGGAAUUUUGAAAGAAGCGAGGACCAUUGAAAAUCACUUGAAGCAGAAAAGGGAGGGUCUGAGAGACAGGUUCGCAGUGAUAGCAAAUACUCUGAAAAGCUAAAAUGGAUUUUGCUUGGCAAAUAAGUUGAACAGACUCUUCUGCACGUAUGGUGUUAUGUACCAGAACACAUGUUAAUGAAAGCUUCAUAUGUG